This is a messenger RNA of Caenorhabditis auriculariae, 3555 nucleotides long. Lineage: Eukaryota; Metazoa; Nematoda; Chromadorea; Rhabditida; Rhabditidae. The record is from the annotation of a GenBank genome assembly.
AUGCCAAAAAGAGCCGUUUCUUUCGCGGAUGACAUCGAAACCAGGACAUUCAAGCGAGAAAGACAUGAACUCGCAGAAGAUUUCGAUUUGCCGAUGGAUGACCCUCGACAAGCUCCAGCCACAGAGGAAGAAGUAGUUGUGCAGUCUAGUAUUUAUUUCAGAAAAUUAAUGUUCAGGAAGAUAUGAAGAAGAAAAAACACACUUUGGACAGUGACGAAGAGGAUGAAGAUGAUCACAAGCAACUGGAUAUGAAGAAAGUCGAGGGACAGGAAGAUUCUACGAUCGAUUUCGAUGGAUCUAUAAAAAUCACGGCGUUUAACAUGAAGGAAGACAUGGAGGAGGGUCAUUUUGAUGACACCGGAAACUUCAUUUUCAACAAAAAAGAAAAAGUUGGAAAUUAUCAAUUACUCGGGGAUUUAUACAAGAUUUUAGGAUAUCCAAGACGCCUGGCUUGAUGGAAUCGAUUGGUCGACGGUCAAAAAGAAGGCCGGGGAGCAGUGGGAAGGCGAAGAUCACAAGGUGGAGGAAAUCCCCGAAUAUUGAAGAAAAUUCCGACUUUCAGGAAAAAGAGGAAGAAGCUGCGCCCGCCAUGGACGACAUCAGGAAGAAGGAGAUUUUCCAGAGGCUUCUUGAGGUGAUUUUAAUUAAUUUCUUUGAAAAUUUGUGGUUUUUUGAAGGUUUUGAAGCCGAAUCAGAGUGUCGCCAAGGCGCUCACGGACAUUAAAAAAAGAAAAAAAGGGUAAAUUUAGUAUCUGAAAAAAAUUGAAUUUUUUUCUCAAAAUCUUGUGUUUUUUUAAUUGUUCUGAAAUAAGUUUGCAAAGAUUCGAAAAUGUUAAAAAAAUAAAUAAAAAAAUAAAUUUUUAAAGCUUUUUUUGUUUUUUUAAUCAUAUUUUUUUAAGUAAUUAAAAAAAUAGAUUUCAACUUUGGUUCGAAAAAUCAGCUCAAAAUUACAUCAAAAGAUGAAGUUUUUUUAUUUUUCAGAACACCAGAAAAAAAUCUAUCCCAAAAAAAUAAGGAAAUUUAGAACUUUUACAAUGUAAUUGAGAACUAGAGAAACCGUUUAAAAAGCGUUUUUUUAGCCCUUUUUUCUCGUUUUGAAACCGAAAUUUCCAGGUUUAACCGUGGCAGAAGAACGGAAAUUGAGAUGGGCGGCGAAGAAAGCCGGAAAAACGGUCGAGGAAAUGUCCGGACAGAAAGAGACCGACGAAUUGGGCGGCCUGGCCGACGAGCUCAUUUCUGCGGGAUUUGUGCGCUUUUGAAACUUUUCAAUACUCUUUGGGUUAAUUUUGAUGGAUUUAUCAAGGAAUAGAAAUUUAGGAAGGGAAAUGGGUGUAGAAAAACCAUUGAAAUUUCUUUGAAUAUUCUAAAAAACGUCAAAAAGCCCAAAUUUUUUUAAAAGGGAGAAUAAUUUUUUUAUCAGUUAUAUAGUAGAAAAAAAUGCUAUGUAGGGGACAAGGAAUGGUGUUUUUUUGAAUGAUUUUUCAGAAAAAAAUCUAAAUUUUUCAUCGAUUUUCCAAGUUUUUCUUCUGAUUUUUAUUUUCAGUUAAAUUCUCAUUUUCUGUUUCGAUUAAAGUUUUUAGCGUUUUUAAAAAUUUUCAGUGGGCACUUGAGGUUGGGGCUGGAUCACAAUUAUUUUUUUGUUAUAUAUAUUUUUUUAAUCUUGAAAAAGUUUCACAAUGAUUGUUUAGUUCAAAAAAAUUACUUUUAAUCUUCGAUACAUUUGAAAAAUUAAUACAUUUCUUUGAAAAUAAUGUUUUGAAAUGCAAAAAGAUGUUUCGAAACAACACAUUUUUUUGAGUUUUUGAUGAGAACUCCGUUCAUUUUCUCAUGGUUUUUAGCAUAAUUUUCCAAUUUUUUUAAUGAUAAUUCAUCAGUUCUCAUCUUCUUUUUUUAUAAAGUAGAACUUCGAUUUCAGAUGGACGCCUAUGAAUGGCAUCGGGAGAAAAUCGAACACGACCUGAAUCGGAUGAACAAAGUGGCGAUUGAUGACGUCGACAUGUUCUCCGAUGAACCCAGUAAUUUUUCAAUCUAAUUUUUGGGUUGCUGUUUUUUUAACUCGAUUUAUUUAUUCUCAUUUUUACCAAAAGUCAUUUUUGUUUGUUUUUUUAUUUAAAAAAAUUUGUUUUUCAUCAAUUUCAGCUUCAAAUUCGGCACCAACAGUAGCGACCGUAGUCGUAGAUGAUGAAGUUCGUUGGGAAUAUAAGGAAAAUGACGCCGAAGGGACACCUGUUCAGGUUUAUCAAUUUUUGGAUAUAAGCUUGAAAAAUUUUUUUAUGGAAGUUUCAUUUCUUAAAAUUUUGAUUAUAAAAAAAUCUUUUUUCGACUUUCCUGAAGAUUAUUUCGAUUGUUUGAUGUUCGACGCUUAAAAAAAACAAGUGGUUUUGCAGGAAAUUGGGUUUUUUUUUCUCAAUUUUUUUCAGAUCGCCUUAAUUGUUACGAUUUGGCUUAUUUUUGAAUGAGUUUCGGGUUUCAGGAAUCUUUUAAGUUGUCUAAAAGUUUUCUUUAAAAUACUCGUUAAUUCCUUUUGUUUCCUACGAGAUCGCUGAUUUUUUUCAAAAUGUAUUUCCAGGAUCCCAUAAAAAAUCUUUUCAGGACACCUCAGGCAUCCCAGGAAAAUUUUUCCAUUUAGAGAACUUUUUUUAAAACUUUUACAUUACCUAACUUCCUUAGAGUUGACCCUAAAAAACCACUUUAGGGGUCCUUCAAGUUUUUCUAGAAAAAUUUUUUUCCUCAAAGUACUUUAACAGCACGUCCUUUCUUGCAAUAUGAUGUAUUUUAGAAUGAAUUUUGGUUUUCAAUCUUCUUCAAGUCAAUCUUUGGAUGAAUUUCAGAGCCCAUCUCCUAGAAAAUUUGCCUGAAAAUAUUUUUACAUCACCAAAUUUUCCAUAUUCGGACUUUUUUGAAAGGAUUUUGGCUUCCGGGGACCUUAAAAAAAUCAAAAAUAUCCUUCAGGGACCCCUUUUUAAAGACUCAUUUCAAGUACCCUUUAAGUUUUCUAGAAAGUGUUUUUAGAAAUAGCUUCAUACCGUCUUAUUUCUUACGAGCUAGCUUUUUUUAAAUGUGAAUUUCGGUUUCCAGGAGCACUAAAAGAAUCCUUUUUUAGAGUUUCCUAGAAAAUGUGCCUGAAACUGUAACAUCACCGAACUUUCCGUACUUUCGAUUUUUUUUGAAAGAGUUUUGGCUUUCAGGGACCCUUAAAACCCCUUUGAGAGACCCCUUUUGUAGGUGCUCAUUUUAGGUAUACUCAAAGUUUUUCAUAAACAUUUUUUAAGAAAUAUCUUCACAUCACUUUAUUCCUUACGAGUUAGCCUUCAAAGAAACCCUUUUUUAGAGUUUUCUAGAAAAUUUUCCUCUGAAAAACACGUACAUUACCUUAUUUCUUUCAAAAAGACUUAUUUUUGGAUGACUUCCGGCUUGCAGGGACCCUUCACGUCUUCCGAAAUGGCCCAAAGACAAGCCGACGGGAAUCUGGCGCCUAAAGGCGUCGCCCGUCGCGUCAACACGUCUGCUUCAUUCAAUCCCGUCGCCCGAAUCGAUUUCGAUCUCUAUUGCUAA